AUGGCAGCGGGGUCGCGGCCGGCGCGCGGGCAUUCCCGGAGGCGGCGGGCGGCCGGGAGGCCUGCGGAGCCCCGGAGCUCGACAGCCUCGCCCGCGGCGCAGGGGCGGCCGGGCAGCGCCACCGCCAUGUCGCUGGGCGCCGGGGAGUCGGCAUCGGAGACGGGGGAUGACAGUCUGUCCGCAAUUACCUUUGACUCUGACUUUGAGACGAAAGCAAAAAGGAAAAGUUUCCACAAACCUCCACCCCCAUCACCAAAGUCACCUUAUCACUCUAAGCCAAGAAAAGUGGCAUCCUGGAGAUCUCUGAGGACAGCAACGAGCAUACCUCUUAGCAACAGAAUGUCCUUGACCCCGCAGAAGCUGUGGCUGGGAAGCUCAAAGCAAGGAAGUCUGACCCAACCCCUGAAGUCAGACCUCACCUUGGAGCAUGCAUGGACCAACCCCCCCAGCAGCACUCCCGACUAUCUGACGGAAGCUUUAAGAAUGAAGAGGUCCAAUCUCAGGCGUUCUGCCAGCAAUGGUCAUGUUCCCGGGACCCCUGUCUACCGAGAGAAAGAAGACAUGUAUGAUGAGAUCAUCGAGUUGAAGAAGUCAUUACACAUGCAGAAAAGUGAUGUGGACCUAAUGAGAACAAAGCUUCGGCGCUUAGAAGAGGAAAACAGCAGAAAGGACCGGCAGAUAGAGCAGCUUUUGGAUCCAUCCCGAGGCCCGGAUUUUCUUCGGACUCUGGCAGAGAAAAGGCCUGAUACCAGCUGGGUCAUUAACGGGCUAAAGCAGAGGAUUCUCAAGCUGGAGCAGCAGUGCAAGGAGAAGGACAAUGCUAUCAACAAACUACAGACUGAUAUCAAGACCACUAACUUGGAAGAGAUGAGGAUUGCCAUGGAGACGUAUUACGAGGAGAUUCACCGUCUCCAGACUCUGUUGGCAAGUUCUGAAACUACAGGAAAGAAGCCUCCGGUGGAGAAGAAAAGUGGCCUUAAAAGGCAGAAGAAAAUGAGCAGUGCCCUCCUGAGCUUGUCCCGGAGCGUCCAGGAGCUCACGGAGGAGAACCAGAGCCUGAAGGAGGACCUGGACCGUGUGCUGAGCAGCUCCCCCACCAUCUCCAAAAUACAGGGUUACAUGGAGUGGAGUAAGCCCCGGCUGCUUCGACGGAUUGCAGAGCUGGAAAAAAAAAUGAGUUCAAUGGAAAGCCCACACUCACCCACUUCAGAAGUGGUCCAGGCGAGCCCCCUGGCCGACUCCUCGUCCAGCUCCUCCGUGCACCGGCAGCCGCGAUCCAACCGCCGCGAGGAGAGCGAGCGUCUUCGGGGGACCGUGAAAAGCCUGAAAGGCGAGCGGAAUGCCCUGCAAACCCAGCUGCAGGAGAAAGAUUUGGAAGUGAAGCAGCUACUUCAGACAAAGGCUGACUUGCAGAAGGAGCUGGAAAAUGUGAAGGAAGGUGAGAAGGAGAGAAGAGAAAGAGAGGAGGCUUUGAGAGAGGAAGUUCAGACACUUACCAAGAAGUUUCAAGAACUGGAAGAACUUAAGAAAGAAGAGACAAGUGACCCCAUGGAAAGGACUCCUGAGACCCGAGAAGAGCCCCGACCUUGCCAUGCCACCAGCAGUCCCUCUCAGCAGGACUCUGAGCCCGAUGCAAGUGAGGAGGGCUCCUCCCGGCCCCCCUCCACCGGAUCUGAGGGGAGAAGAGAUGCAGCCGCCAGGAUCCUGCAGACCCGGUGGAAGGUGUGCAGACACCAGAAAAAAAAGGCUGUUCUGGAUGAGGCGGCUGUUGUGCUUCAGGCAGCAUUCAGGGGACAUCUAGCGCGGGCAAAGCUCUUGUCAAGCAAACCACGUGGUUCUGAAUCUCCCAGCGUGCCAAGCCUUCCCAGCCAGAACUCUCCAUUACCCUGUGUUCUGAGCCCCAUCGUCCAGGCCGAGGGCGACCCAGGGCAAGAGGAGGCCAUUACUGUCAUCCAGUCUGUUUUCCGGGCACACCUGGCACGGGCCAGGCUCAGUGCUACCAGUCAAAGAGCUCCCACUGCAGCGUUGACUAAGAGGAGAUCUGCUUUGGCUGCACACCGUGAACCUUCCUCUCCACCCUGCUCUGCAGCUUCUCUGGGUCAGGAAGAUAGUGAAGCGAGCAGUGGGGAGACCGUGGAGGGACCAGCUACUGAGGAUGAAGCACUGAGACUGUGGGGGCCAGAAGAGCCAGCAGCCCUGCAGCCCUGCUCUGCCGAGUCCUCUCUCUCGGGGCUGCAGCCCACAGAGCCUCCACCGUUGGAUGACGUCAACUCUGACGACUCCGACGAGAUUGUCGUCGCUCCAUCUCUGCCGACGAGGAAAAGCGCCCCCCCACCCUAGGCCCCUGAUCUGCCCUCACUUGGUGGUGAUGCUCUGCCCGAGGGAGGUUCGGGUGAAGAGGAUAUACUAACUAAAAUGGAAAGUAAUUUAUCCUGUUAGGAAAAGAGCAGUACCUACUCAGCACCUCAACGUCUUCACCAGUUUUCUCUUUGGUUUUCUGAGUUUGUUUGUUUCAGGAAUCCUGAAUGCCUUUAUUUUAUCUUUGGGAAGGGCCAGUGGUCACAUCGUUCCCUCUUCUCUGCUGCAUUUCACGCGGUGGUUUUCAGUGCCAGAGAGACACAGCUGCCGGGCAUUGAGGGGCCGCCCGGGAGCCCUGCAGAGACACGUUCUCUUAUAGCAACUUAUGGGCCUGCCUUCGGCCCUGGCCUGGGGCGAGCUGCGUAUCAGGGGCCAGCACUGACAUCACCACCUCCCUCCAAGUCCUUGUCGACAGCUUCUCCAACCAGGAUUUGCUCUAAUCUCAGCCCAGUAGGUCAAGCUAGAACGCCAUGCUGUACCUUUUGGAAGAGUGUGAGAUGAGACAGGCCUGCAAUGGAGCAGGCCAUCUCCCUCAUCCCCAUGACAAGUGCAGCCGUUUCAAAAGCUAAUGAGUCGCUGAAGACAUCAGGGUCCCAAAAUGAGUUGGUGUUCCUCAGGCUCCUCCCUCCUGCCCCUCACCACACAGACCUUUCCUCUGUCAUCUUCUCUACCCCCCAGGUGCUGUCCCCAAGAGCUGCCAUUCCUGGGAAGGAGUCUGGUGGAAGUUUGUCACUGGGUGGAUUAAGUGUUAAAAAAAAUACCGAAUUAUAUAGUCACAGAAGCGGCACCAAGUUUGCUUUCGGAAAGUGCAGCAGGGCAGGCUGUUCCCCCAGCCCAGCUGGGGGUCCCUCCAGGGCAGGAGAGGGAGGAGAGCAGAGAGAACAGGGUCUCAGGGCAGUCCCCAACCCAUCUGUGUGCAGGCCCCUCUGCAGGCCACAGCUCCACAGGACGUGGGGCCCAGCAGAGCCCGUGGCCCCAUUUGUUUGGCAUAGAGUCCCUUUCAGAGGCUCAGUCCUAGAGCUUUGUUUGUUGUGGGAUCAGCCAUUGCUGGUGGGUAACAACGAGCCUUGGGCUAGGGUGGAAUUUCAAGGGCUCCUAGACCCCGUGGACCCCAGGUCAGGCGUCUGACUCUCCUCCACGCACCCUGUCAAGACAGACAGUGCGUCUCAGGAGAGAGCUGGCGUUAGAGAGCGCUUUCUUAGCCUGAGCUGAGGGUUUACCCCUAGAAUCUAGGGAUUAGACUGUCCCCACCCAGCCCAACAGAACACCCAAAAACCCCUGCAGUGUGCUGGCCCUGCUGAUGUCGAACUGCAGGGAGAUUCCACUAAGACUUGUUUGUCUUCAGGAAGCCCGGGCCCUCCUCACAGUGGUCAGACUUCUGGCUGCAGCACCGGCGAGGCGUGUGGCAGGGAGAGGCUCUGUAGUGGCCACCCGUUGGAGGGUAAGGGGUCUCCCCAGCCCAGCCUCGUCCACCAGAGUCACUGGGACCCGCCUGCCCCUUCCUCCACUUGGGCUCUGUUCAUACAGGGGCCCUGGCUUGUUGAGUUUCUUUUUUACUUGGUCUGUGGGCUGCCAGAUCAGUUUUCUUUUUUGUCUUCUCCACUGGACUGAUUGUAACUUGACUGGACCUGUUGCUGACCCCCGCCUUGUUGCAUCCACUGGGUCAGCUCCCUGGUGACCAGACCCAUCCUUCCCUGGGUGCCGGGCUCAGAGCUGGAGGUCUGCAGGUGCCCGUCUACCCGUGAAGCCCCAGAGGGUGCAGGAGGCCACGCCCGCAGGCCUGCGCUUUCCCAGGGGUGCCCCUCCCGCCCCCCAUUCAGAACACGGCCUUUCUGCACUACUCUUCCCUCAGAGGAGCAGGAGCCCAGGAGCUCAGCGUCACAGUGCGGAGGGCGGACAGACCACCACCAGGACGCCCCUGCCUGGCUGGAGGAGGCUCUGUGUGCUGUCCACCAGGCCUGUGCACCCUGACCUGUAGGGGCCUGGCCAGCAACAGAGCUGAGAAGGGCAAGAUCAGCCCGUGGACUUGACUUUCCCAAGAAAAUGCCCUGAGAAUUGUAAAUAUGUACAUUUGUCUGCCUGUGCUCCUUGGGUUGUUGGCCUAUUAAAAGCAAACAGUCUUAAGCUACCU
Molecule: messenger RNA, 4489 nt
Organism: Diceros bicornis minor
Lineage: Eukaryota; Metazoa; Chordata; Mammalia; Perissodactyla; Rhinocerotidae
Gene: IQCE
Product: IQ motif containing E
Molecular function (GO): protein binding
Source: RefSeq, a predicted model, not a curated record